Messenger RNA from Brassica rapa (field mustard), 2488 nucleotides. Its product is annotated as F-box protein At5g65850-like. Gene Ontology annotation, molecular function: protein binding. Lineage: Eukaryota; Viridiplantae; Streptophyta; Magnoliopsida; Brassicales; Brassicaceae. The record is from RefSeq and is a predicted model, not a curated record.
AACCUGGUCUUUAUGAUCAGCUUGAUUUAGUUCUGUGAAUUAAUCAGUCUGAAUAACGUUCUUGUAUAUUAUAUUAUUACAGUUUAGAGUAUGUACGUUAGAAAUUAAUAAUCGUUUGGAUUUCAUGUCAUAUUGAAUUAAUAUGAAACAUAUUUAUUAACGUUUUAUUCUUAAUUAUAAACAUAUUUCAUGUCAUACAAUACUUAAUAGCAAUACUGCUACUCUGGAGGAAAAGAUAGAUGCAUGUUUACAGAUAACAACAUCACCAAGUCUAGCACACUUUCAAGAUUUACCAAUCUGGAUGCUAUGGAGGCUUUGGAAGAGUCAAAACUUGCUUAUAUUUCAACAAAAAAAGCAUUGCUUGGAGAAAUUUAAUCCAACAAGCGAGGUCUGAUGCUACUGAAUGGAAAACGCAGAGCAAAGCACAACAAUCAUAGCUAUGCAGCAUUGUUGGAGCAAAGGAUAUACGAACUGGUGGAGACAACAAUUUCAUAAAAUCAAGUUCGUAUAGAUAUCAAGAGAAGGAAACAGAGUUGAUGAUGCUUUGGCGAAAAAUUUACUACCUCCUCUUCAAACAUUUGUCUUUCAUUAUUAUGUACCAAAUACUAUAACUCAUUUGUUACAUCAAAGACCAUGUAAAUUCUAUUAACUAAUAAAAUAUUGAAGUUAAAAGAAAAAAUAACUGUUUGUGCUUUUAAAUUACAAUAAAAAACUACAGGACUUUAAUUUGAAAGAGUUGUUUUAUAUGAGAAGAUUUUGAUUAGUAUCUCGUAGUUAAUAAUUUGUUCACUGUAAUUUUAGCAAUUUUUUUAAAAAGAGGAUAACUUUUGUUUUCAAUAAAAUCUUCAUCUUUUUUGAGCAACUUUUUCCAUUAAAAUCUCUAUUCUCGAAAAUCAGAUUAAAAUGCUGCUCUUAAGAGACGGGCCCUAAAUUUGGGCUUGUUCUCAGCCCAUUUAAUAUGACUUUGAGGCCUUACUCUUCCCUGUGGUUCACCUCAAAAUGGUGGAGGAGCAACGGCGAAGUCGUAGUGGUUGGUCUAGGGUUUUAAACUCAGUGCCUGCGCCAUGAAAACACGGCGUCGUAACCUCUCCGGGAAUGAUCUAACCACUACCAGACGUAAUACUCGAUCGAAGACCUUAGAGAAUGGAAGAGACAACUCAUUACCAUUUCCAGUCGAUCUCAUCAUGGAGAUAUUCUCGAGGCUGCCGGUGAAGUCAAUAGCUACAUGUAGGUGCGUUUCGAAGACGUGGUCCUCCGUCCUUCGCCGUCAAGAUUUCACGGAGCUGUUCUUGAGCAGGUCACGCACACUCCCCAAGCUGUUGCUCGCCUACCAAAAGGACGGUGACUUGUUCUUCUUCUCUGCACCUCAGCCGCAAAAUCCGGAUGAGAAUUCGUCUCCUGUAGUGGCCACUUAUCGUAUGAAGUUGUCUUUUGAUGCCUACUUCCGUAAUGGUGCGUUUGGAAUAAAUGGGCUUGAUCAUGGCUUGGUGGGUCUUAGUGGAAGGACACAUUCGGUGAUAUGUAACCCUAGCACUGGACAAUCUUUGCCUUUCACCAGGGCGAAGACAAGGUCAAUGAGUUUGUUUGGGUAUGAUCCUAUUGAUAAACAAGUCAAGGUGUUGUCCAUGUGGGGAGCAAAGUUUUCUGGACUGCUCAAUGUGGUGGCUGAGGAGUAUCAAGUUCUGACAUUAGGAACAGAAAACCCGUCGUGGAGAACGAUCGAUUGUGGAUGCAUACUCAGUUAUUAUUCUCAACAUGUGAGGCAAAAAUGCAUCAAUGGUGUUUUGUACUAUUUAUCUACUGACAUGUCUACAGAGACUACUGUGUUAGUUUGCUUUGACGUUAGGUCUGAGAAGUUCAGCUUUGUUAAAGUUAAGACGUUUGUCACUGAGGGAACUAUGAUCAACUACGAUGGUAAAUUAGGUUUCCUUCGGGCUGGAAAAUCUGUCUGCGCUUAUAGAGAAAGUAGAAUUGUUAACCUGUGGGUACUAGAAGAUAUCGAGAAGCAGGAAUGGUCCGAGCGUACGUUUGUAUUGCCCGCUUUGUGGGAGGAUGUUGUUGUGAGUGCAAUAUUAGGCUUUGUUGGAAUGACGCGGACAAAUGAGAUUGUGAUGAGGCCGCUGAGUAUUCUACCAAUACCUUUGUACCUAUUCUUCUUCAAUACCAAGAGGAAUACUGUCGUUAGGAUUGCAAUCCAAGGAAUGGAUGUGUCUGAGUAUGAUAAAGUUCACAUCUUUCUGGACCAUGUAGAUAAUGUGGAGCUUAUGUAAGUGUUUAGGUACUUCAAAACCUGAGACUUUGUUUGGCUAUCUGUGUUCUAAGUUAAGAUUGUUGCUUUAUACUCUCUUCUCUUUAGAUGGAAAGCUACUUUGUGCUUUGUACUCUCUUCUCUUUAAAGCUACUUUAUGAUUAGCUUGAUUAGUUCUUGGUGAAUGAGAAUGUUCUUGUAAGAGAAGCUAAAAAAACCUGAAUCAAAAAUGUUAUAGAA